Messenger RNA from Benincasa hispida (wax gourd), 3842 nucleotides. Its product is annotated as root phototropism protein 3-like. The record is from RefSeq and is a predicted model, not a curated record. Gene Ontology annotation, molecular function: protein binding. Lineage: Eukaryota; Viridiplantae; Streptophyta; Magnoliopsida; Cucurbitales; Cucurbitaceae.
AGUCAUUAAAGAUCAUCAUGUAAGAUAGAUUGUCAUCUUCAUUUUUUUUUUUGUGGGGGGGUGGGAGAUUAAGGUAUUUUCUGUUUAUGAGAGCUCAAAGAAAACCGAAUGGAAUUAAAAAUUGGAAUCUUUUUUUGUUAUAUUCAUAAGAAUCAUCUAGCAUAUCAGGAAACAAAUUAAGUUCUGAGGAUUUCAAUUGUUCCCUUUUUUUUAUUUUUCAUUCCUUUGAAAUUUGCAUUGAUGUUUAGGAGAACAUUUGGUUAGAUUAUAACCUGAACUUCUUGAUUUAAAAUAUAGUUUAGAAACUAAAUAGACAUAGACGUAAUAAGACUAAAUUUAUCAUUGAGCCAAAACACUUCUAUUAUUAAACGAUAUUCAACAUUGGAUACUAGUAAUUAUAUUAAAGAAGAUAAAAAGAUUUGUCCUUAUUCACAAAUUUCUUAAGAAACUAAUCUGUGUGAAGACACAGAUCAUCAAAGGUGACAAUAUCAUUAUUGUCAGAGAUGAAACUUCGUUUGCCUGAAAUUUGUUUACAGACCCAUCAAAUAGACAUGUUUUUCUGCUGCUCUGUUUUUGGAAUCAGGCUCUCAGAGUAGUGUUAAGUAGGCCAAGACCAUGAACUCCAUCAAAUUUAUAAUCUUUCUUUUGGUGAUGGCAUUGCUUCCAUUUCUUAUUUCUCUGCUUCCAUGGCCCCAAGCAAAAUGUAUACAUUUUGGCUCCGAUUUCGUGCAACCUUAAUUGAAUGCGUUGAUUGGAUAUUUGGAGUGGUUUAUACAUUGUUCUAGAUAAAUUUUACCAUUCUCUUACGAUUUCUUUUAUCGCUCAUAGUUUGUUAUUUAGUUAUACUCAUCGAUAACAUGUUAGAGGUGUUUGGGGCACUGAACUGAUUAUUAGUGUUGGUGGUUAUUAUGGAUUAUAAUAGUCUGUGUUUGGGGUGCAGACUAUUUUAGUUUGGAUAGGAAAUAGCAAGCAUUGUAAUAAGAAGGAAAAGAGAGGAUGAGUAGGAAUUAGGAAAGGUAAACAUAGUAACAAAGAGGAAUUUGAAAUAGUAAUAUUAUAGUUAAUUGUAGGUAAUAAUAGCUGGAAAUAACAACUAUUAUAGUUGGAGUCCCAAACAUGGAGUGGGCUCCACCCACUUGAAUUUGGGGGUCCAAAUACCCCCUAAUUGUUUUUGGUCAUGAAUGCUGUCAUCGUCUAUGUAAAAAUGAGGAAGAGCACGAGCUUAGUAGGAUACCUUUUUUUUCCCUUCGUUCUUUUCCAAAGUAGUAAAAGACAUUCUAGAUAGAGUCCAGAAGUGUAUAUGGAUGUAACAUACGUUCAUUCCUCUUCGAAAUAUGACAUAUGUUUGUUUCUUUAAUAAUUGCAGAACAUUAUAGACCAUACAUCUUUUAGAAAACUGUUUAAGACAACAAAAGUUUGAUGACACAGAACGUGUCACAAUAUUGACCACAUCAACUGUUUGAAACAUUCCGGGCUGAGGAUGAAACAUUUAGAUUCAUGGUAUAACGACUAAUGCUAUGAAUGAGGAUUGUGAUAAUGGCUGCAUUGGAGCAGACACUGACAGAGAAAGGUGACAUCAUCAAAUUCUUGUUUUGUGGAUGAAAAUGAAGAACAAAAGAGUCAUGAUUGUUGUCUCUAAUUUUGUCUGUGGUCAUCUUCUUACAGUGUCAUCAGACCGGAGAAGCCAACUAACUCCAUUAAUGACAUAACUACUUCAUUUAUCUAACAGAAAUUCCUUUUGUUUAGAACUCUGUAACGUAGCAUUUAAUGUUAUUUCACUUUUUGGAUCAAGAAUGAACUUUUUGGUAUUGAAAAAGUCCUAUUUAAGGAGAUGAGUACUAUUCAUCUGACCAUAGCAGAAAUAAAGAAAGUGAAAACAGAACACUUUCUGUCAUUCUUCUGAAGCUUUUAAAGCAAAUUAGAGUCAUGUUUGCUACCAUUGAUCCUGUUGAGACGACUGAAGAAAGGAGGAAUCUUGAUAGGGAAAUUCCGACGUGUGGAUCGGUGAUUGGUGGGAAGCGUAACAAGUGUGUCAUUUUUCCAGUGAAAUCAAGCAUGGUUGCUGAGUCCAUGGAAAGAAGUAACAAGAACUGGAUUGUUCAGACAAAACCGGCAUACGAAAGCGAUUUAAUUGUUCAGGUUGGGGAAUUCAGCUUUCACCUGCACAAGCUCCCAAUGGUUGCAAGAAGCAAAUAUCUUAAUAGAAUGAUAAUCCAAAACAGCAGCCAUGAAGUGCAAAAUAACAACAGUGUCAGCACAAUACAACUUGACAAUCUUCCAGGGGGGCCUAUGGCUUUUGAGUUGGUGAUGAAGUUCUGCUAUGGAUGGAAGGUUGAUUUAACUGCCAAAAAUGUUGCUCCUCUUUACUGUGCAGCACAUUUCCUAGAAAUGACUGAUGAUCUUGCACAAGGAAAUCUAACUUCCAAAGCAGAAGCCUUCUUGAGCUUUGUAAUAUCAUCAUCAUGGAAAGACACAUUCAAAGUUCUCAAAAGUUGUGAAUCCAUUACUCGAUGUGCCAAUCGGCUGCAAAUCCCGAAACGCUGUUCUGAAGCAAUCUCCAGGAAGGCUUGUAUGAACCCGGAAUCCUUCUGUAACAGUGACUAUAAUAUUGAUAAUGUAAAGCUCGAAGUCGUUGCUGACAACUGGUGGUUUAAAGAUGUUUCGGUUCUACGAAUAGAUCAUUUCAUUGAAGUGAUUGAAUCGGGAAAACAGAGAGGAAUGAAGUCUGAGGUUGCAGGAUCGUGUAUAGCACACUGGACAAUGAGAUGGUUUGCUCGGUUCAUGAAUGGAUUCGAAAAUUUGACGCUGCAGAACUCUACUGACAAGUUGAAAGCAAUGACGGUUGAAAGUUUGAUUCGGUUACUUCCUGUAGAGGAAAAUUCGGUUACCUCUACCUUUUUGCUUCAUAUUUUGAAGUUGGGAUCUGUAAUGAAGAUCGACUCUGAAUUGUUAACUAGGCUUGAAAGUAGAUUGGUCAUGAUGUUGGAAAAUUGUCAUGCUUCAGAUUUACUUGUCAAAAAUUAUGGAGACAAUGAUGGUGUCUAUGAUGUCGCCAUUGUUACUCGGAUGGUAAAAUCGUAUGCUUUGCACAUAUCAGAUAACGCUCAAUCAAAUGUAUCUGAUGUUGGGAGGUUGGUGGAUGAUUAUCUUAUGCUUGUUGCACGGGAUCAAAACCUCAAAGCAGCUGGUUUCCAAGAUCUUGCAGAAGCAUUGCCGCAAGAUGCUCGGGCUUGUUGCGACAAUCUGUAUAGAGCAAUUGAUAUGUACCUGAAGGCACAUCCCGAGUCCACAGAAGAAGAAAGGACAUGUCUAUGUAGAUCCUUGAAAUACCAUAAACUAUCCCAAGCAGCAAAGGAGCACAUAAUGAAGAACAAUAGGUUACCGUUGAAAUACGUAACGAGUAUUAUUCUUUUGGAACAAGUGAACGUUACAAAGCCUAGAACAGCCUUUGGGUCAAUUUACGGACAGAUGAAAAGCCAGGUUGUACUGGGCGAAAGUAAAUGUCCAGGAACAAGUUGGAUGAUGAGUUCACAAAAUGAGAUAAAUCUGAUGAAAAGAGAGGUUGCAACAAUGAAAGGGCAGCUUAAUGACAUUCAGAUGUGCAAGACAAAGCUUCAAGGGCAAGUAAAGAAAGGUUUCAAUUACAAGAAAAAUCUUGCCAGCGUACGGAAAAUUGUUUGUUUCGGUUUCAACAAUGCCAAGUUAAGAAGCUUCGGUUUUGCUCCAUUGUCGACUUGAACACACAUGCAACAUUUUAUUAAAGAAAAUCUUCGUUUUAUCGCAUCUUGUCGAACAUACAAUCAUGUCAAACCAACACAGGAUCAUUCUUGUAUAUUGCAGCU